AAUUCCACCAGUUCGCUACCUACAAUGUCCAGCUGGUGUGAAGAUACGUCACUUGAAACGCUUCCUCUGCUCUAAAUUCGGCAUUGACCCGGAGAGUAAGCGUAUCGAGGUGGAAGUGAUUUAUGAGGAUGAGGUGUUGCCAAAUGAUUUUACGCUAAUGGAUGUGGGCUAUUGUUACAAUUGGAAGAGGCACGCGCCCAUGAAAUUCACCUAUCGCAUACUAUUCUAUGGUGAUGAGUCGCAAAAAAUAGAAAAUGACUUCAAUAAAUCCGACGUCGAAGUUAAAAGAACUGAUUGCUCUAACAGCAUAAAAGCCACAGAAACACAACAAAGCAAAGAGCUUACCAUUUGCGAUGAGACGAACAUUACAACUUUGCCCUGUGCGACUUCUCCGCUUUCGCACAACUGUAGCGCCCAGACAACAUUGGAAAACACAGAUAAAGGCCAGAGCAAGUCACCAAAGUGCGUCAAGGUGAGCACGUCAAUCAAAUCAGCUGUUGAAGAGAUAAAUGCACCAGUGAAAAUGAUAAUUGCGCGUAAAUCGAGUGCAGAUAGCGGCAAAAAGGCAUCGCCAAAGCGCAACCAUAAUGAGGAAGUUACCUACACAGUAACAAAUGAUUUCAAGAGUCUGCGGAGCAAUGAUAUGCGUUACAGCGACUAUGCUGUCUCCUCCACGACCAGCAACAGCAAUUCACCAAAGAGUUCGCCGAAGAGUGCACAGCGCUCACCUAAAUCAGCCGAUAUUGCGAUCGCUGUUGAGCCAACACCAUCUCAGGGUGCAUCGGUGGUGCCCAAGUGUGAUAUUGUGGUGAGCAUACCGCAGUCGCAAGUGCCGAAGUCACCAUACUCAAUCGACGAUGAGUUCGAGAAUGUAUCGCUGGCACAAUUGAAGACUGCGAGCAAGAAAUCGCCACCAUCUGUAACGAUGAUCGCUGCAUCGGAGACAUCCAAAAGCGGAACGACUAGAAAUGUGCCAAAAUUGAAGAUUGAAUUGAACAGCUUGAAGACACGCUUGAGCAUUUCGAAGCCUAAAUCGGCAGGUGUUUUGCACAGUGGUGGGUCUUCGGAGAAAUCAGGGCGCUUCAAGCACCGCAAACAUUCAUUGGACGAUGUGACUGGGCCUUUGAAUGAUCAGCUUGAUAUUGAGACAUAUGCUAAGAAUAUCGGCUUACAACCCAUUGAGGUGCUGACGCCACCGGAAUCGGCGGAAUCAUGUGACAAGCUCAAAUAUAGCCCGAAUGCCUCACCACUCUCUUCAGCUUCUUCAACCACCAGCUCAUCGAAUAAUGCAUUUCCAAUGUCGGCACCCACCGAGUUAGCAUCUACUUCGUUCCACAAGAAGAGGAAAAAGAAGCACUCAAAAGAUUCUAAAGACCCAAAAGACAGCAAGCGCCGCAGAAUGCAUGCCGAGAUAUCCAGUAAGCCAGAGGAGGAGAGUCUUAAGAUGAAGGUUAAGCUAACGGCGCCGCAUAAUCAUAAAUCACACAAAUCAGAAAGCUACGGCACGCGGAGGAGCAACGAGGAAGGGCGCAAGUCACACCACGAGAGCAGGGUAUCCAAGGAUGCCAAUGCAGUGGCGACGAGUGGUACAACACCUACCGCGUCACAAACGGAUAGCCUCUUGGCGUUAAAUAAGACACUUGGCGAAGAGUCGCGUAGCAUUAAUCAUCUCAUGAAGGAGAAGGAGAAGAGCAAAGAGAUCGUCAAAAUUGUUAAAGCCGAUGAAACGUUGCUGUCGUUACCACAAUCUCAGUUGCUGACAAAACCUUUAAACAAUAUCAAAGAAGUGAAGUUACCAGCGUCGCCACCGUUGCCGCCCAGCCUCUUCAAGACAACCCCACUCAAUUUUAAUACACUGACCGUCACCAGUACGACUGCUGGUCAGUCUAAGUCGACGACGAGCGCUAGCAAGCAAUCCGAAGUAGUAAAGGGCAAGCAGUCGCUAUCAACAGCAACAAAACCAACCGCGGUGCCGCAGUACAACAGACAAGGUUCCGCACCUGUACCGAAGUCUCAUCCCCACUUCAUAGUUCCUAGCUUACCACGUCGUUCUUCGCCCGCAGCAAAUAGCUCAUAUACACCUUCAUCCAUAGCCAGCGCCAGCAGCAAACAACUUGGUAUGCAGCUGAAGCGAUCCGCCUCCUUGGAUGAGUCAUACGCGCUUGGCGGGCGCGGCAAGCAACCAAAGUUGGACGCCUCGCAACGCAAGUCUCUUUACAGCAGCUAUGCGAAUAAACCCUACACUCCCUCAACCACUAUUAGUAUUACCAAGAUGGCCGACACUGUAACGCAGGCGCAAGGCGCCAGCGCUGGCAGUAGCGCAGUCACAAUUACAGCGCGCCAGCCUGGUGGCAUAGCGCAAAGGCAACAGCACUGGCAAUUGCCACCUUACACCCCCUUGCAUUUGCCCUACAACAAACCCGCCGUGGAAAUUGUGCGCAUCAACUCUGGGCAAGCGGCUGCUGAUAUGCAAUCGCAGCCAACUGUGAAAUCCACAAAAGGCGGCGGUAGUCGGAUGAUGGGACCGCCACUGUCUAUGGUCAAGGGUAAGAAAGCCGUGGGGCAGCAACUGGGCGCUUUGCCCACCACUGGCGCCACAAAGUCGGCGCAAGCGGCCUUGAGUACCACGCCCCUCGGGCAAGGAAGGAACAAUCCUUACCGGCUGUCACCGCCGGCGCUUGUAAAUCUGCAUGGUCCAACUUUUCCGGCGACUAAGAAAGGCGCAGAUAAAGCUUGCAACAAACAGGAGGGCAAUGGCAUAAACAACGGUGCUACCGAGAAAAAGUUGCACCAACCGCAGCGCAUCAGCUUGCGCGAAUUCAGACCCAACUCUAGGGAUCAAUGUAUUGAAAUAGCUGACACCGCCGGCAGUGCUGGUGGCAAAGAAGAAAUUCGACUGGGUGAUACUACAGUCAAUGCCACGCUAAUAGCUCCAUCGGCCCGAGAAAGCCUGGAGGCGGCUUUGAAUAAGCUGAAACAGAACAUCACCUCCACAACGGUGCAAGACAGCGUCGCCGCUGCGGCUUCAAAGCAACAACAACAGCUGAAUUUGCCAACAGAUAUGAGCAAUGAUGAUCUGCAGAAUCUACAUUUGCUUUCCGAGUCGGCAACAGCGCGCGAGAAGAUCGCAAUACGCGCCUCACAAUCCUAUGAGAAGCCAAAGUCACAACAAUCAUCAUUGUCGCGGCAGCAAAACGCUUCCGUGCGCAACAUACCCAAUCCCUCGGCGCUGGCGUUCCGCAAUAUGUCGACGCUCCCCACGGCGAGCUCAACUGCUGUUGCUGUUGACUCAUUAACUGCAAACUCCAUCACCAAUGCAAGCACCAGCACCGCCAGCUCCCCAUCCACAUCCACAGCCACGCUUAAUCUCACUUCACCGCCUGCACAAAAGAAAUUACCACUUACGGCGCUACCUUUAACCGGCGUUGCAGCUCCUCUCAGUCCAGCUGUUAUGCUACACUCAACCGCCGCCACCGCCACCGCCACCGCCACCCCCACCAGCACAACUGCGGCGGCAACGACACGCACCAUAAAAAAGCCAACGACCAUCGAUCAAGUGGCCGCCAAUUUAAAUAUGCGCGCAUCCGCAGCCGCCGCUGAAGCAUACGCGGCCAAGCUAAAUGCAGCAGAGGAUGUAACUCAAAUAAGUUCGUCCACUGGCAUCACCACCACCAUCACCACCACCAGCAACAACAAGAGUCCAAGUGGCAUUACAAAGUCGACGUCUGCUACGAAUAUCGCCUCCUCAACCACAGCCAAUGUGCCGUCGGCAGCCGAAGCAGCAGCUGAGCUGACAAACAAAGAGAUGAAGUCGUGGAGCAGAGGAGGAGGAGGAGGGGUUGAGUGUGCCAAAGCGAAAGUGUUGCCAAAAUCCAUUGCAGAUAGUGGUGUGGUGGCAACUGCCAUUGUCACUGAUGUCGCUAGCAUAAAGAAUGCUGGAAACAACAAAAACAAUAACAACAACAACAACAGCAAUAGCAAGAACAAUAACAAUAAUGGCAACGACAAAUACGGUGUGACGGCAACUAGCGUGGCGAGUGAUUAAGAUAUAGCCAGUCGGUGUGAAAUUUUCUUCGAAAUAGUGGACUCAGAAGUCAAAUAUUUCUGGAGAUGGAUGGACAGCGAUGAGGAUUCAAUUGACGAUUAAUUCGUAAAAAAUGGCAAUCCAUAGAAAUGGAAAAUAUGUUUCAAUACACUACAGGCGCAAUAUAUAUACAAUAAAAUAAAUACAAACAUACAUGUGAGUAGCAAAACCAACUUAUUAAAAUAUUACAUUAUUGGAGAAAACCAAAAUUUUAAAAAAGUUGAUAUUUAAUGUAGUAGUAACACACGUUUGUUUUUAAGUUAAUAAGUGCUGUAAAUAUAAUUGAAAAAAAAAAAUUAAACUAAACUAAAAAUACUAAAAUAGGUUAUAAAAAUUAAUAGAUUUAAAAAAUUUUAGGUAAGGUAUUAUGUAAUAAGUCACACUAAAAAAGCUUUUGAAAGUUAAAAAAAGUGAGUGCAAGUAGAUAUACUUAUUUGAGAAAAAAAUAAUAAAAAACCUUAAAUAAAUUCACUUGAAUUAUGUUGAUUGUACCUAAAUUGAUAUUAAAAGCAAACAAAA
This is a messenger RNA of Rhagoletis pomonella (apple maggot), 4603 nucleotides long. RefSeq names its product protein suppressor 2 of zeste (gene Su(z)2). NCBI's taxonomy places the organism in Eukaryota, Metazoa, Arthropoda, Insecta, Diptera, Tephritidae. The record is from RefSeq and is a predicted model, not a curated record. Gene Ontology annotation, cellular component: PRC1 complex. Gene Ontology annotation, molecular function: metal ion binding; promoter-specific chromatin binding. Gene Ontology annotation, biological process: negative regulation of transcription by RNA polymerase II.